Messenger RNA from Apis florea (little honeybee), 1977 nucleotides. RefSeq lists its product as uncharacterized. Gene Ontology annotation, molecular function: protein dimerization activity; RNA polymerase II transcription regulatory region sequence-specific DNA binding; DNA-binding transcription factor activity, RNA polymerase II-specific. Gene Ontology annotation, biological process: regulation of neurogenesis; sensory organ development; positive regulation of transcription by RNA polymerase II. The record is from RefSeq and is a predicted model, not a curated record. Gene Ontology annotation, cellular component: RNA polymerase II transcription regulator complex. NCBI's taxonomy places the organism in Eukaryota, Metazoa, Arthropoda, Insecta, Hymenoptera, Apidae.
AAUUUUUCAUAAAUGCUUUGUUUCACAGGAGCACGAGGAGGAGGAUGACUACGGAAGAGAAAUUGCGUGGGAAAUAGGGAGAAGUUGGAACUGGAAGCACGAGGAUCGAAACGAGAGAGUAUAUUAUCAGUGAUCGAUAACGGCGAAGUAGAUGGCGGAAAGUGCACGAAAGAGGGCGAUUCACGAAGAUGAGAAUCUCGGGCGUUGUAGGGCCUUUGGAUGGAUGGAGGAGUGGUGGGGAUGUGGACAGGGGUAUGAGGCGCUGCAAGCCAGUAGGGUGGGAAAGUGGGGGAGAAGAUGGGGGUUUAGGCCCGAGAUCGAGUAUGAGGCCUUAUGGAGGGGAUAGGCGCGUGCCCGCCCUGGCUAUAUAAGGCCUCGAACCCUUCUUAGUAAGGCAUUUCGGGAGCCAGAUCCGUACCGUGAGCGUCAAGGGUGCGGUUUUUUUUUAAGUUUCUCUCGCGACUUCACCGAUCUCUCGUUACACAUAAAUUCCGCGAUUCCGAACUGUCGUCUCGUUUCCUUGUCUCUCGUUUUUUUUUUUUUUCGUUAGCGACGUGUUCCCGUGUGUUGUUUCCUAUAUAUUUCCCCCUCCCUUUUCUCUCUCUCUCUCUCUGCCUCUCUCCCUCCCCAACCUCACGUCUCCUCACGUCAACUCGUCGCACGCGUCGAAUUGCAUCCGAGUUUGUGAGAAGGAGGAAGAAAGGACUUGAGUUGAGAGAAAAGAAAAAUCAGUAGUAUCGUGAUCGUGAUCGUGAUCGUGGUCGACAAUCGUGAGAAUCGAAUCGGUUCUCGAAGAGUUCUUUCCCGUGUUUAGUUCCCGAAUCGAUAUCGAUCCAGGAGGAGGAUUCCAUUGGUCAAGGUCAUCCGGCACGCGCUCCAGCAGCGCACCCGUGCUCCCACCGGGCGUCGGAGGUGGGGGAGGGGGGGGCAUCGAAACAGUGAUAUGACCUUAGUGGGCUCGUCGAAGGAGGGAUCGAACGUAUUGCCCGUCAUGUUGAGCGUACAGCAACACCACCACCACCACCACCACCACCAUCAUCACAAUCCGCAUCUUCACGGCUCCUCGGCGGCGACGGGCGGCGGAGGGGGCGGCGGCGCAAGCGGCGGGCAAAGCCAUCGGGGAAACGUGAUCGUCUCGACGAGCGGUGUCCCGGCCAACGACAUCAACAAGAUCCAGCAGCACGGUUGCAAGCGAUCCAAGAUUUACGGGCAGGGGGGCGGCCCCUACGGGACGGUUCCUCAUCAACCGGCCUCGGUCGCGAGGCGGAACGCCCGGGAACGGAAUCGCGUGAAGCAGGUGAAUAAUGGAUUCGCCACGUUGAGGCAGCACAUACCGCAGAGCGUGGCCCAGGCGUUGGGCGGGAGCACGGCCGGGACCCACGGUGGUUCCAGGGCCGGUAGUAAAAAACUGUCCAAGGUCGAGACGUUGAGGAUGGCGGUCGAGUACAUAAGGAGUUUGCAGCGCCUUUUGGAGGAGCACGACACGGGCUCCGACGUGGCCAGUGUCUCCUCCCCUACCUCCUCCUCCUCCUCCUCCUCGCCCUCCUCCGCCUCGUCCACGUGCAGCUCCACGAUCGGCGUCGAGUCGUCCGCCGUCCAUCGUCAUUCGUCGCCCGAGCUCAGACUUCGCGGGAACGUAAACAGUACCGGCAACAACAACAACAACAACAACAACAAUAAUAAUAGCAACAACAACGAAAUUCGACACCACGGCGAUUUGCACCAUCGACACCAACACCUGAGACAAAAUCCUUCGCCGACUUUCGUCCCGACGCCUUGUUCCGAGGCCUCGAGCUCGCCUACGCCGAGCUUCGUUUCCGAGGCGUCGUCAGCUGGCAGCCAAGGAUACGGGACCUCGGGCACCCUUUACGCCGCGCACUCCGACGGUUACGACAAUUACGAGCCAAUGAGCCCCGAGGACGAGGAGCUGUUGGACGUUAUCUCUUGGUGGCAGCAAAGUCAAUGAGACGUUUUUUU